Messenger RNA from Tricharina praecox, 3968 nucleotides. RefSeq lists its product as uncharacterized. The transcript has 2 exons. The record is from RefSeq and is a predicted model, not a curated record. NCBI's taxonomy places the organism in Eukaryota, Fungi, Ascomycota, Pezizomycetes, Pezizales, Pyronemataceae. Bases 270 to 3515 code for a protein of 1081 amino acids.
GCGUAACCCUCCUCCGCUCUCUGUUCGCCUUUAUAUUACCCUUUAUACCUUGGCUUCGCCCGUCCACGACCCCCCCUCCCUAGUCACCGGUUUGUUCGAAAUCCUAGCGUCCGGCAGCCGCAGUGUUGUUACUCUACAAGAACUUCCCUAUGCCCCUCAGCCCGAUCCUCGUAUAUACGAAAACUCUCCCAACACUCUCCAUCGCUUUCGCAAAACGCCGUUACACACACACAAACGGGCGGCACACUUUGGCAACAUACUAAUGCAAUAUGUCGUCUUCCAGGCAACCACGGUUACACAGGCCGAAGAGCACCAUAUUCUUUGAAGGUGCUGAGCAAUCGAUGAAGCGCAUCACAAACUUCUUCAACGCAUCCGAGACACGGCUGCCUCGAGGGAAUGCCCCCCCGACGCCGCCGCUAGCUCCCGAUGGACAGGCCACCAGUACUCCUCCUCCCGCGCUGGACCUCCGAACCCCACGAACACCGCUCUCGGUCAACACCUCGUCGGUCGCCUCGCGGCACACUCUCGCUCCCCCGGACAUGGGAUAUGGCGACACCUUGACCCCGACGGUUUCCGGAAAUGGCGCGCCGUACCUCUACCCUCUCCCACCCUCGCCGGGGAUGCUCCCCUCGCGACCCGGAACCUCGUCGGGAUUCUCCGGCUAUGGAUCGAGACCGGUAACACCACACGGAUCGAACUUCAACCUCUCCUCCGUAAACCUCAGCACCACACCACUCGAGGUGAUCACGGCCCGGAAGAGCCGUGAUACGCGAUUCGACAAGCUAGGCUCGGGUCUCGCGUGGAGGCUCGCGCGUGGGAACACGCAAGAUUUGGAGUCGUAUGACUGUGGGCCUUUGUUGCGCGGAGAACGGGCUAAGGAGCUAUGGGACGACAACGGCGACACCCUUGUAUAUCUCACCCACCCCGAGAACCAGAACAGCAAAUACGGGAACCCGGUUUUCCGCAUCAACUCGGGCCCUGCUGUGUUCGCUUGUCUUGGCGGCUACAUGGUCGAGGUCGAGCAACCACAGGCUACGUCAACGUCAGGGGCUAGCAGGACGUCACCCAUGAGCGAGCGCUUUCAACUCGGCGUGCCGGCGUUGGAUGGGUCGUCGCUUGGAUUGGAUGAUGCGACAGCCGAUGGCACACCCGAUGACGAGCCAUCGACGAUCGGCGUCGCGGUGAACGGAGAGCGACCAAUCAGUCGCGAGAGCUCGGACAACCUAUCCCCCACCUCGAAAUCUCCCAGGAAUUCGUCGGAGCAACACACAUUCUCGCACACGGUCACGCACCCGCCGCGAGAUGUCGAGCCCCCGCAAAAGGUGGAAACCUCCAGCGAGGAGGAGACCGGCGUGUUUUACAAGCUCUACUAUCCGGCGGCGGACGACGACACUUCACGACCUGUCACUCCGCUCAAGAAAUCGAAAAAGCCGCAGCCAAAACACACCAAGGCCGAUGCCGAGGAUUCGCUACAACGCUUCAUCGAUGCCCGAAAUGUGUUCGCGUUCCUCACCGGCGGUUAUCUGGUGGCUUCGCGGCCGAAACACUUGCCGUUCGACGUGUUUGCGAUACUCAACGCGCGACUCGGUUUGGGCGAUGGUGAGAACGACACCCAACGGGCCCAGGCCGUGCAGAUGUACUUGGACAUAUACGUCGAAGAGCUAAAGCUGGAUGAUAUCCGCAACGAUGACGAAGCGAUUGUCGAGACGCUGAUAAUGGGCGAGAAGUGGCGAUCACAGCGACUAUACCAUGAGGCGUUUAUACAUGCCGCCGGUAGAUGGGGGCAGAUCUCCAAUCACCCCGGACUUGCCCUCGUGUCGAGCACCACCAAGAAUCGGCUCGAACGGGCAACUCACGAUCUCGUCAACAUCCGUUUGGUCAACAUCCACGACCGGAUAACCGACUUUGAAUUCCCCUCCGUCUGGGUCGGCGAGGGGCGAUACUCCGAGUACAAGAGCUGGCGCAACGGAUAUGACCGCAUGAGAGCACUGGUGAACACGCAUGUGAGACAUGUAUUCGGAUCUUGGCCACCCAGAGGAGGAAAACACGGGAAGGGAGGUGGCUUCUCGGAGACUGGCGGCUUGAACCGUGUCGUGCUGAAACGGCUCUACGACGAUCUGUGCUGCGUGUACGACCUCACCGUCGAUAGGGAAUGGCUACACGGCGAGAGGAUCCAUUUCGAGGGCACCCAGGGAGGUUCGGACAGCGACCAAUCCGAUGAGAUUAAGAACCAAUACGAACGCCAUAGAGUCGUGCUCCGCAAGAUCAUGGGGGAAUUCGAUAAAUGCAGUGUCCCCGUCCAGCCGGAAAUGCCGUUCGACCUGCCGCGUCUGCCGUAUCGCUCGCCUUCCGCACUUAAGAAGAGGAAGAUGGGAAUUUUCUCGAAGUCGAACAAGAAGAUCCGCGAAGAGGAGAUCAACGAGCUGCUGAAGAACUCGUACAACCAGGACUCGUACGAGCAGUACGCCGAGAACGCGCUGGUGAAGGCGUAUAUUACCAUGGAGAAGGAGUUUGGCAUCUCGAAGCCCAUCGAAGAGCUUAUCGGUGCGAGGAGAGGUGCGUGGGUGUUCAUGUACUGUGUCUUACAGACACUGGUCUUGGGUGUUGUCGACGGCGGCGGACUGCGGUACGGAGACGGUUGCGAAUACUUCCUGUGCGAGAACGUGAAGGGUAUUCCACCAUGGGAGAAGGGUGCCAAUCGUCGACAAACGCGGAUGAGCGGGAUGUGGACCGGUGGUGGACUGAUGAGUGCCAUGAACUCGGCCGUCAACCUCGGCAUCAACCCCGACGAUGAGAUCGAGAUGACCUAUCGCGCCAGUCACUGUUGGGAAGUUGCCGAGCAGUGGAGACUGGUCCUCACUAACUUUGACGACGAGGAGGAUACCUACUACGGAGCUGGUAGCGACAGCUCGGAAUUCCAAGAGUAUACCCCUGGCGUGACGGUUCCCGAGUCGCCGGAGCUGCGUGCGGCACCGCCGCUCAACGAGCACCCCGCAUACGUCCGACAGAACACCGAGACGGACCAGCUACCGAAGCUGCAACUCGACGGUUCGUCGCAGCGAUCGUAUCAAGGCCAAACCCCCUCUCCAACCUCGGAGAACGGGGGGCAGCCGAGCUCGGGAUACCACCGUCCUCAGUACCAGCACCAGUACCACGACAGCCGGACGAUCUCGCCCACAUCGCAAGCGCCCCAGCUGCUCUCCCCCGUUGACGAGCGGCCAGCACCGUUCGAGUUCGAUCUCGGCGCCCACGCUGUCAAGUCCCGAAAGACGUCGCCAUCCGAAAGCCGCAGCGCGUCGCCCGCGCCUCCCCGAGCUUGGAGCCCGGCAGCAGGCCCCAUCCGUAAGAGCUCCGCACCGGUCAGUGGCACCUCGAGUCCACUGCGGCACGGAAGCCCUGCUCUCGGUGGUGCGACGCCCCCCUACACCGCGUACAGCAGCCCGUCCGCGUCGCCGGUGUUGGGUCCCAACCAGCAGCAGAAAUCCGCUACCAUGCCGAGAAGUGCACGACGUUAAUAACUUCUCCCUUCCCCCUUCCCUUUCCUCUUUCUCUUUUUUCUUUUCUCUUUUCUUUGAUUGCAAACGUUGCAUAUAUCCUAUCCUAUACAUUUCUUUUGUUGGUGUUUCUGGGGUCUUUUUUUUUUUAGUUUUUGUUUUUAGCUUGGGGUGAAUAAUUUGUGCCGUUGCUGGAGCAAAAAACAAAAUGUGUGCUAUUUUUUUUUCAUUUCUUUUCUUUUCAUUUCAGUCGUGUAACUUUGGAUAAUCUUUGCUUUGCUUUGUCUUUUCUGUUCUGUUCUGAUGGCAAUACCCUUUUUUGUUUGUGAGGUUAGAGUGCCGCUUUUUUUGCUAUUCUCUCUUUAGCUUUCCUAUUACUCUGCUUUUUGGGGGUUUCUUUUGUCAUCAAAGGGCGAUGAAUGGGGCAAUUUUGUUUGGUUUUGGGCCAUGGCUUAAAGGGCUUAAAAUGGUGGG